This is a messenger RNA of Pseudoliparis swirei, 4705 nucleotides long. RefSeq lists its product as uncharacterized. NCBI's taxonomy places the organism in Eukaryota, Metazoa, Chordata, Actinopteri, Perciformes, Liparidae. The record is from RefSeq and is a predicted model, not a curated record. The transcript is spliced from 3 exons. The coding region runs from base 2495 to 3433 and encodes 312 amino acids.
CCAAGGUCACACCUGUCAAAGCUACGUCACACCCGUUAGCACUACAUUACACCCGUUAGCACUACAUUACACCCGAUAGCACUAACUCACACCCGUUAGCACUACAUUACACCUGUUAGCACUACAUGACACCCAUUAGCACUACAUUACACCCGUUAGCACUACAUUACACCUGUUAGCACUAACUCACACCCGUUAGCACUACAUUACACCUGUUAGCACUAACUCACACCCGUUAGCACUACAUUACACCUGUUAGCACUACAUUACACCUGUUAGCACUACAUGACACCCAUUAGCACUACAUUACACCCGUUAGCACUACAUUACACCUGUUAGCACUACAUUACACCUGUUAGCACUACAUGACACCCAUUAGCACUACAUUACACCCGUUAGCACUACAUUACACCUGUUAGCACUACAUUACACCUGUUAGCACUACAUGACACCCAUUAGCACUACAUUACACCCGUUAGCACUACAUUACACCUGUUAGCACUACAUUACACCUGUUAGCACUACAUGACACCCAUUAGCACUACAUUACACCCGUUAGCACUACAUUACACCUGUUAGCACUACAUUACACCUGUUAGCACUACAUGACACCCAUUAGCACUACAUUACACCCGUUAGCACUACAUUACACCUGUUAGCACUACAUUACACCUGUUACCACUAACUCACACCCGUUAGCACUACAUUACACCUGUUAGCACUAACUCACACCCGUUAGCACUACAUUACACCUGUUAGCACUAACUCACACCCGUUAGCACUACAUUACACCCGUUAGCACUAACUCACACCCGUUAGCACUACAUUACACCUGUUAGCACUAACUCACACCCGUUAGCACUACAUUACACCCGUUAGCACUACAUUACACCUGUUAGCACUACAUUACACCCGUUAGCACUAACUCACACCCGUUAGCACUACAUGACACCCGUUAGCACUACAUGACACAUGUUAGCACUAACUCACACCUGUUAGCACUACAUGACACCUGUUAGCACUAACUCACAUCCGUUAGCACUACAUGACACCCGUUAGCACUAACUCACACCUGUUAGAAACAAAUAUCUGGGCUCAUUACACAACGACAUUUGAAUGUGUCGUGAUGUUUACACACGUCUGUUUCUGCUCUUAGGGGUCCAGACACAAACAUUGCUCUCAUAAUAAUCUCCUCAGGUUGAAGAGUGCUUUGAUCUCAUUGGCUGAGAGCAGCUGUGUGUUGACCCAGUGCAGAUAAGCAGCCAUUAGCUCACAUGUCAUCAAACAGGGAGAUUAAAUGACUUCAUGUUCAACACAAAGCAAAUAUCACCUAUUUUCAGUCUCACAACAAUAAGGCUAAUGUUCUUGAACAUUGACCUGUACCUGGUGACCUUCAGCGGCGCCUGGUACUCAGGCCUUCACAGGUAGACAGCUAUCUGAGGAGAACCACUGAGGAGAUGAGGCUCCAUUCAGUGGAUUGAGUUCAGGCCUUCAUCCUGUCAGCCCACUCACUCCAACAGAGGACUAACUUUAGUCCAGGUCUCACGACAACAGAGGACUCCUGGUCUAACAUUCGUCCAGGUCUCACGACAACAGAGGACUCCUGGUCUAACAUUAGUCCAGGUCUCACGACAACAGAAGACUCCUGGUCUAACUUUAGUCCAGGUGUCACGACAACAGAGGACUCCUGGUCUAACUUUAGUCCAGGUGUCACGACAACAGAGGACUCCUGGUCUAACAUUAGUCCAGGUCUCACGACAACAGAAGACUCCUGGUCUAACUUUAGUCCAGGUCUCACGACAACAGAGGACUCCUGGUCUAACUUUAGUCCAGGUGUCACGACAACAGAGGACUCCUGGUCUAACUUUUGUCCAGGUCUCAUGACAACAGAGGACUCCUGGUCUAACAUUCGUCCAGGUCUCACGACAACAGAAGACUCCUGGUCUAACUUUAGUCCAGGUGUCACGACAACAGAGGACUCCUGGUCUAACUUUAGUCAAGGUCUCACGACAACAGAGGACUAACUUUAGUCCAGGUCUCACGACAACAGAGGACUCCUGGUAUAACUUUAGACCAGGUCUCAUGACAACAGAGGACUCCUGGUCUAACUUUAGUCCAGGUGUCACGACAACAGAGGACUCCUGGUCUAACUUUAGUCAAGGUCUCACGACAACAGAGGACUAACUUUAGUCCAGGUCUCACGACAACAGAGGACUCCUGGUAUAACUUUAGACCAGGUCUCAUGACAACAGAGGACUCCUGGUCUAACUUUAGUCCAGGUCUCACAACAACAGAGGACUCCUGGUCUAACUUUAGUCCAGGUCUCAUGACAACAGAAGACUCCUGGGCUAACUUUAGUCCAGGUUUCAUGACAACAGAGGACUCCUGGUCUAACUUUAUUCCAGGUCUCACGACAACAGAGGACUCCUGGUCUAACUUUAGUCCAGGUCUCAUGACAACAGAGGACUCCUGAUCUAACUUUAGUCCAGGUCUCAUGACAACAGAAGACUCCUGGUCUAACUUUAGUCCAGGUCUCAUGACAACAGAGGACUCCUGGUCUAACUUUAGUCAAGGUCUCAUGACAACAGAAGACUCCUGGUCUAACUUUAGUCCAGGUCUCAUGACAACAGAGGACUCCUGGUCUAACUUUAGUCCAGGUCUCAUGACAACAGAGGACUCCUGGUCUAACUUUAGUCCAGGUCUCACGACAGAGGACUCCUGGUCUAACUUUAGUCCAGGUUUCAAUAUACCAGAGGACUCCUGGUCUAACUUUAGUCCAGGUCUCAAUAUACCAGAGGACUCCUGGUCUAACUUUAGUCCAGGUCUCAAUAUAACAGAGGACUCCUGGUCUAACUUUAGUCCAGGUCUCACGACAACAGAGGACUCCUGGUCUAACUUUAGUCCAGGUCUCACGACAACAGAGGACUCCUGGUCUAACUUUAGUCCAGGUCUCACGACAACAGAAGACUCCUGGUCUAACUUUAGUCCAGGUCUCACGACAACAGAGGACUCCUGGUCUAACAUUAGUCCAGGUCUCACGACAACAGAAGACUCCUGGUCUAACUUUAGUCCAGGUCUCAUGACAACAGAGGACUCCUGGUCUAACUUUAGUCCAGGUGUCACGACAACAGAGGACUCCUGGUCUAACUUUAGUCCAGGUCUCAUGACAACAGAGGACUCCUGGUCUAACUUUAGUCCAGGUCUCACGACAACAGAGGACUCCUGGUCUAACUUUAGUCCAGGUCUCAUGACAACAGAGGACUCCUGGUCUAACUUUAGUCCAGGUGUCACGACAACAGAGGACUCCUGGUCUAACAUUCGUCCAGGUCUCACGACAACAGAAGACUCCUGGUCUAACUUUAGUCCAGGUGUCACGACAACAGAGGACUCCUGGUCUAACUUUAGUCAAGGUCUCACGACAACAGAGGACUAACUUUAGUCCAGGUCUCACGACAACAGAGGACUCCUGGUAUAACUUUAGACCAGGUCUCAUGACAACAGAGGACUCCUGGUCUAACUUUAGUCCAGGUCUCACGACAACAGAGGACUCCUGGUCUAACUUUAGUCCAGGUCUCAUGACAACAGAAGACUCCUGGGCUAACUUUAGUCCAGGUGUCACGACAACAGAGGACUCCUGGUCUAACUUUAGUCAAGGUCUCACGACAACAGAAGACUCCUGGUCUAACAUUCGUCCAGGUCUCACGACAACAGAAGACUCCUGGUCUAACUUUAGUCCAGGUGUCACGACAACAGAGGACUCCUGGUCUAACUUUAGUCAAGGUCUCACGACAACAGAGGACUAACUUUAGUCCAGGUCUCACGACAACAGAGGACUCCUGGUAUAACUUUAGACCAGGUCUCAUGACAACAGAGGACUCCUGGUCUAACUUUAGUCCAGGUGUCACGACAACAGAGGACUCCUGGUCUAACUUUAGUCAAGGUCUCACGACAACAGAGGACUAACUUUAGUCCAGGUCUCACGACAACAGAGGACUCCUGGUAUAACUUUAGACCAGGUCUCAUGACAACAGAGGACUCCUGGUCUAACUUUAGUCCAGGUCUCACGACAACAGAGGACUCCUGGUCUAACUUUAGUCCAGGUCUCAUGACAACAGAAGACUCCUGGUAUAACUUUAGACCAGGUCUCAUGACAACAGAGGACUCCUGGUAUAACUUUAGACCAGGUCUCAUGACAACAGAGGACUCCUGGUCUAACUUUAGUCCAGGUGUCACGACAACAGAGGACUCCUGGUCUAACUUUAGUCAAGGUCUCACGACAACAGAGGACUAACUUUAGUCCAGGUCUCACGACAACAGAGGACUCCUGGUAUAACUUUAGACCAGGUCUCAUGACAACAGAGGACUCCUGGUCUAACUUUAGUCCAGGUGUCACGACAACAGAGGACUCCUGGUCUAACUUUAGUCAAGGUCUCACGACAACAGAGGACUAACUUUAGUCCAGGUCUCACGACAACAGAGGACUCCUGGUAUAACUUUAGACCAGGUCUCAUGACAACAGAGGACUCCUGGUCUAACUUUAGUCCAGGUCUCACGACAACAGAGGACUCCUGGUCUAACUUUAGUCCAGGUCUCAUGACAACAGAAGACUCCUGGUAUAACUUUAGACCAGGUCUCAUGACAACAGAGGACUCCUGGUAUAACUUUAGACCAGGUCUCAUGACAACAGAGGACUCCUGGUCUAACU